Molecule: messenger RNA, 8588 nt
Organism: Fopius arisanus
Lineage: Eukaryota; Metazoa; Arthropoda; Insecta; Hymenoptera; Braconidae
Gene: zip
Product: myosin heavy chain 10
Exons: 7
Coding region: 627-6575 (1982 amino acids)
Cellular component (GO): myosin filament; myosin II complex; cytoplasm
Molecular function (GO): ATP binding; microfilament motor activity; actin filament binding
Source: RefSeq, a predicted model, not a curated record
AACAGACCGUUCCGUCGGCACGUCAGCGGUGUAAAACGCCGUAGACAGAUAGGCGGGGCGAAAGAGAAGUCAGGAGAGUGGCCCCAGUGCGUGUGUUGUAACGAACCAAACGGUUGAAAAAGCCCGAGCGAGACAACGCGAGUGUUUCAAUAUCCGAAGUGAAAACCCAAAUGGGGGUAACAGGAGAGUGAGAGUAACAGGACAAACUGGGGAGCAGUAGUUUCGGUGAAGUAGUUGUGUAUCAGCGGUUCGUGCAAGUGGAGUCUAACGGAGUAAUAAAUAUACAUGUGCGGCUGAAUAAUAAUAAUCAAAGGGCCCAGGGAGUUGUUUUCGCAUUAUUGUAUGUCGAGAGCCGACGAAUUCCGUUGGUUGACGACCACUCGUGUUGCUGGAUUAAUUCGAUAAUCCAAUAUAAAUAAUAGGAAAAAAAAAGAGCAUUGGGUAAUCGAAGGGGGAAACGAAAAAAAUUUUCGAUCGUUUGAAGAGAGAGAGGCACGUUCUGCUCGGCAAGAUCCUUUAUUAUUGUGUUUUAUUCCUCGGGAAAGUGGAAAUAAAAUCGCCCAACGGGGGAAUUAAAAAAAAAAAAGAAUCAGGACGCAUUGUGCGGUUACCAGCGCUAAACAAAAAUGGCGGACGGUGAUUCGAGGGUAGACCGGUCUGAUCCGGAGCUACGAUACUUAUCUGUGGAUAGAAAUAAUUUUAAUGAUCCAGCGACUCAGGCUGAAUGGACACAGAAGAAAUUAGUUUGGGUGCCACAUGAGACACAGGGUUUUGUCGCUGCUGGGAUUAAGGGCGAGAGGGGUGAUGAGGUCGAAGUGGAAAUUGCUGAGACCGGUAAACGUGUGCUCGUUGCUAAGGAUGAUAUACAGAAGAUGAAUCCACCCAAGUUUGAUAAGGUUGAGGAUAUGGCUGAGCUCACUUGUCUCAAUGAGGCGUCUGUACUUCAUAACCUCAAGGAUCGGUAUUACUCCGGGCUCAUCUAUACGUACUCCGGCCUGUUCUGCGUCGUUGUCAAUCCUUACAAGAGACUGCCAAUUUACACAGAAAAAAUCAUGGAGAGGUAUAAGGGGAUCAAGAGGCACGAGGUACCACCGCAUGUUUUCGCCAUCACUGACACAGCUUAUCGUUCCAUGCUACAAGAUCGUGAGGACCAAUCAAUUCUGUGUACUGGUGAAUCUGGAGCUGGAAAAACGGAGAAUACAAAGAAAGUUAUUCAGUAUCUGGCGUACGUGGCUGCAUCAAAACCCAAAUCGAAUGCUACCCCAACUCCAGCGUUAAUCAUAGGAACCAGCGGCACAACGGAGAAAUUCGCGGGUGAAUUAGAACAACAGCUUCUCCAGGCGAAUCCAAUUCUGGAGGCCUUUGGCAACGCCAAGACAGUGAAGAACGACAAUUCCUCGCGUUUCGGUAAAUUCAUUAGAAUUAACUUCGAUGCAUCUGGGUACAUCGCAGGGGCUAAUAUUGAGACUUAUCUCCUCGAGAAAUCGAGAGCUAUUCGUCAGGCUAAAGACGAACGAACGUUUCACAUAUUUUACCAAUUACUGGCGGGUGCAUCCCCAGAGCAGAAGAAGGAAUUCAUCCUGGAGGAUCCUAAGCUCUAUCCGUUCCUCUCGAACGGUGCACUACCAGUACCAGGUGUUGACGAUUCAGCGGAAUUCGCCUCGACGGUCAAGUCCAUGAACAUCAUGGGAAUGACCCACGAGGAUUUCUCCUCGAUAUUCCGCAUUGUCUCAGCAGUGAUGCUUUUCGGUUCCAUGCAGUUCCGCCAGGAGCGAAACUCCGAUCAAGCAACUCUACCAGAUAACACAGUUGCCCAAAAGAUAUCUCACCUCCUGGGGCUCAACGUCACCGACAUGACCAAAGCCUUUCUGAAACCCCGGAUCAAAGUUGGUCGUGACUUUGUGACAAAAGCCCAGACGAAGGAGCAAGUGGAAUUCGCCGUUGAGGCCAUCUCCAAAGCGUGUUACGAGCGCAUGUUUCGUUGGCUGGUGAAUCGUAUCAAUAGGUCACUGGAUCGCACCAAAAGACAGGGUGCAAGCUUCAUCGGGAUCCUCGAUAUGGCGGGCUUUGAGAUCUUUGAAUUGAACUCCUUCGAACAACUUUGCAUCAAUUACACGAAUGAAAAGCUCCAGCAGCUCUUCAAUCACACGAUGUUCAUCCUGGAGCAGGAGGAGUAUCAGCGCGAAGGAAUCGAGUGGAAGUUCAUAGACUUUGGAUUGGAUCUGCAGCCGACUAUUGACCUGAUCGACAAACCCAUGGGAAUAAUGGCUCUUCUCGACGAGGAGUGCUGGUUCCCCAAAGCAACCGACAAGACAUUCGUUGAGAAACUCGUUGGGGCUCAUAGUGUUCACCCCAAGUUCAUGAAAACUGAUUUCAGGGGUGUCGCUGAUUUUGCUAUUAUUCAUUACGCUGGAAAGGUCGACUAUUCAGCUGCCAAGUGGCUUAUGAAGAAUAUGGAUCCUCUGAAUGAGCACGUGGUGAGUCUUCUUCAAGCCUCCACCGAUCCAUUCGUCUGUCACAUCUGGAAGGACGCGGAAAUUGUUGGGAUGGCACAGCAGGCACUCACUGACACUCAAUUUGGAGCGAGAACCAGAAAGGGAAUGUUUAGAACUGUCUCGCAACUCUACAAGGAGCAGUUGGCGAAGCUCAUGGUCACCCUGAGGAAUACAAAUCCAAAUUUUGUUCGCUGUAUCAUUCCGAAUCAUGAGAAGAGGGCUGGAAAGAUCGACGCACCACUGGUUUUGGAUCAGCUCAGAUGCAAUGGUGUAUUGGAGGGGAUUAGAAUUUGUCGACAGGGUUUCCCCAAUAGGAUUCCCUUCCAGGAGUUCAGGCAGAGAUACGAGCUCCUCACGCCCAAUGUCAUUCCCAAGGGCUUCAUGGAUGGUAAAAAGGCCUGUGAGAAGAUGAUUCAGGCUCUCGAGCUCGAUCCUAAUCUCUACAGAGUGGGACAAUCUAAGAUAUUCUUCAGGGCUGGUGUUCUUGCGCAUCUUGAGGAGGAACGUGACUACAAGAUCACUGAUCUUAUUGUUAAUUUCCAGGCAUUCUGCAGGGGAUUCCUUGCCAGGAGAAAUUAUCAGAAGCGUCUCCAGCAGUUGAAUGCCAUUCGAAUUAUUCAGAGAAAUUGCGCUGCUUAUUUAAAGCUCAGAAAUUGGCAGUGGUGGAGGCUCUACACCAAGGUGAAGCCUCUGUUGGAGGUGACUAAGCAGGAGGAGAAAUUGACUCAGAAGGAGGACGAGUUGAAGCAGGUGAGGGACAAAUUGGAGAUGCAGUUGCAUUCGGCUCAGGAGUAUGAGAGGAAGUAUCAACAGGCGAUCGAGGAGAAGACGAUGUUGGCUGAGCAGUUGCAGGCCGAGGUGGAGCUUUGCGCUGAGGCUGAGGAGAUGAGGGCAAGGCUCGCUGCGAGGAAGCAGGAGCUCGAGGAGAUACUCCACGAUCUCGAGGCUAGAAUCGAAGAGGAGGAGGAACGGAGUACAGCACUGAAUCAAGAGAAGAAAAAACUCCAGCUGAACAUCAGUGAUCUUGAGGAGCAGUUGGAGGAAGAAGAGGCUGCGAGACAGAAGCUACAGCUAGAGAAGGUCCAGUGCGAUGGAAAGAUUAAGAAAUUGGAGGAAGAUUUGGCAUUGUCUGAGGAUACUAAUCAGAAGUUGCUGAAAGAGAAGAAGAUUCUGGAGGAGAGGGCCAAUGAUCUUUCCCAGACACUCGCUGAGGAGGAGGAAAAAGCAAAACAUCUGGCGAAACUCAAAGCGAAGCAUGAGGCAACCAUUGCAGAUCUUGAAGAACGCCUGCUGAAGGAUCACCAACAGCGACAGGAGGUGGACAGAUCGAAAAGGAAAGUCGAGACUGAGGUGUCAGAUCUCAAGGAUCAGUUGUCGGAGAGGAAGACUCAGGUUGAGGAGUUACAAUUGCAAUUGGGUAAACGUGAGGAGGAGCUCAAUCAAGUGAUGCUGAAAAUCGAUGAGGAAGCGGCUGCCAAGGCACAAGCCCAGAAAGCCCUGAGAGAGCUGGAGUCUCAGUUGGCUGAGCUCCAGGAGGACCUGGAGGCGGAGAAAGUUGCUAGGAGCAAAGCUGAGAAACUCAAACGUGACUUGAAUGAGGAGCUCGAGGCCCUGAAGAACGAACUUCUCGACUCCCUCGACACAACAGCUGCUCAACAGGAGCUUCGGAGCAAACGCGAACAAGAGCUGGCGACACUCAAGAAAAAUCUCGAGGACGAGACUUCCCUGCAUGAAGCCACUGUUGCUGAUAUGCGUCAUAAGCACACACAGGAGUUAACUGUUAUAAAUGAACAAAUGGACGCUCUGAAGAAAUCAAAAGCGGCUUUGGAAAAAGCUAAGAGCACCCUCGAGGCUGAAACAGCCGAUUUAGCGACUGAGUUGAGAUCUGUUGGGGCGAGUCGACAGGAGUCCGAUCGCAGAAGGAAGCAGGCCGAGCAGCAGCUCGUCGAGCUCAAUGGAAAAUUGGCUGAGGUUGAGAGGAAUAAGCAGGAGCUCGCUGAGAGAGUUGCCAAACUCCAGGCAGAGGCUGAGAUCGUUUCUCAGCAGCUGGAGACUGCUGAAUUGAAGGCAUCAGCUGCUGUAAAAGCUUCAGCUGUCUGCGAGUCUCAGUUCACUGAGCUCACACAGCAGCUCGAAGAGGAGACUCGUCAAAAACUCGCUCUAUCUUCCAAAUUACGAGCCAUCGAGAGUGAUAAGGAGAGUCUUCAUGAUCAGCUUGAAGAGGAGGAGGAAGCUAAGCGUGCAUUGGAUAAACAGGUGCAGGCUCUUACGAUUCAGCUUGCUGAAGCGAAGAAACGAGGGGACGAGGAGGGUGAAGCUGCUGCUGCCCUCGAGGAGGCUAGAAAGAGGUGUAUGAAGGAUAUUGAGGCUCUUCAGCGUCAGGUCGAGGAGCUUCAAGCAGCGAAUGAUAAACUCGACAAGUCCAAACGAAAGAUUCAGGCUGAGCUCGAAGACAGUACGAUCGAGCUUGAGGUUCAACGAGGAAAAGUCAUCGAGCUCGAAAAGAAACAGAAAAAUUUCGAUAAAGUUCUUGCUGAGGAGAAGGCGGUGUCUGAGCAGUACGCAGAGCAGAGAGAUGCUGCUGAGAGGGAGGCCAGGGAGAAGGAGACACGAGUGCUGUCUUUAACUCGUGAGCUUGACGAGCUGAAUGAGAAAGUGGAAGAGCUGGAGAGAGGCCGAAGGGGUCUUCAAGCAGAGCUCGAUGAGCUCGUUAAUAAUCAGGGAACAGCGGAUAAGAAUGUACACGAGUUAGAGAAGGCGAAGAGAGCACUCGAGUCGCAACUGGCCGAGCAAAGAUCUCAGGUCGAGGAGCUUGAGGAUGAGUUACAGUUUACUGAGGACGCUAAACUCCGGUUGGAGGUGAAUAUGCAGGCGUUGAGGGCGCAGUUCGAGAGGGAUUUGCAGGCUAAGGAGGAGCAGGCCGAGGAGAAGCGGCGAGGACUGGUGAAACAGUUGAGAGACAUUGAGGCAGAGCUCGAGGAUGAGAGGAAGCAGAGGGCCGCUGCAAUUGCUGCUCGAAAGAAGCUUGAGGCUGAUUACAAGGAUGUGGAGCAGCAGUUGGAGAUGCAUAACAAAGUGAAGGAGGAUGCAUUGAAGCAGCUGAAGAAGCUUCAGGGACAGAUAAAGGAUUGCACAAGAGAAACUGAGGAGGCACGUGCAGGUAGGGAUGAGUUGGCUACCAUUGCCAAGGAGGCGGAGAAAAAGGUGAAGAGUUUGGAGGCUGAUCUGCUCCAGCUCACUGAGGAUCUGGCUGGAAGUGAGAGGGCUAGACGUGCUGCUGAAAAUGAGAGGGAUGAGCUCCAGGAGGAGCUCAAUAAUAAUGCGAAUAAAGGGACUCUGAUGCUCGAUGAGAAACGCAGGCUCGAGGCUAGAAUCGCUACGCUCGAGGAGGAGCUCGAGGAGGAGCAGUCUAAUAGCGAGAUAUUUGUCGAUAGAUCGAGGAAGGGACAAAUCACUAUUGAGCAGUUGACUACUGAUUUGGCUACUGAACGCUCGGCCACCCAGAAGCUCGAGUCCCAGAGAUUGCUCUUGGAAAGGCAGAACAAGGAGCUAAAGGCUAAACUUGCCGAACUCGAGACUGCCCAGAGGGCCAAGACCAAGGCCACCAUUCAGGCACUCGAAUCCAAGAUCAGUAAUCUCGAUGAACAGCUUGAGACGGAGGCGAAGGAGAGAUUCGCCCAACAGAAGGUCAACAGGAAGCUCGAUAAGAAACUCAAGGAGCUUGGACUACAGCUGGAGGACGAGAGGAGGAAUGCUGAUCAGUAUAAGGAGCAGGUAGAGAAGGCCAAUGCCAGGGUGAAGACACUCAAGAGACAACUUGAUGAGACUGAGGAGGAGCUCAGCAGGCACAAGGUACAAAAGAGGAAGGCGCAGAGGGAGAUGGAUGAGAUGAUCGAGUCACAUGAAAAUCUCACCAGAGAGGUGGCCAAUCUUAAGAGUAAACUCAGACGUGGGGGAGGGGCUCCAAUGGGCCUGAGCUCUACGAGACUGACGAAACGUGGAUCAGUCCAGACUGGAGGCUCUGGCGACGACUCAACCACUCAGGACGAGAGCAUCGACGGCGAGGAGAGUAUCAACUAAAUUCUCUCUCUCUCUCCCCCCCACCCUCUCUCUCCGUCUCUCUAUCUUAUCCAAUAACACGGUUAAAUAUCGCAUAAUAGCACGUCUAACCAUCAGUGAAAAACGCGAAUGGAAAAUGAGAGAAAAAAAUUUAAACAGGGGAUAAAUUUGGUGAUCAGUCACUGGUAUUCGAACAGGCAAACGAAGAUACGUAGAGAGCAAUUAUUUCCGUAAUUACAACAUUAUAAUUUUUAUUAUUAUUAUUAUUAUUUUUUUUUUUAAUUCAAAUUGCAAUUAUAUAUACGAAACAUGAUAAACUUCCAAAUGAGAUGCCAUCCGAGGGGGACUAGUAUUUAAAAGAAAAAUGAGGGGAGAUGAGGAAAAUGGAGCAAAUGUGUACAUAACUUUACAAGCUUAACUAACAUUGACCGCCGAGCGGUUUUAAUGCAGAUUAAAGGCGAUUGUUGAUUCAAUUAUUAUCGAGAACAAUUGAACAAUCGAAUUGGAGGUAGGGGAUAGGAGAAAAUGCAUGAGGGGUCAAAUCGCUGCAUAAUUAAUAUCCUAUGGAGACGAGGAAAAUUAAUGAAAAUCAUUAUUGAGGAGGGGAUGCAUUAACAAGCAGUAGGUAGGGAUAAGACAUUAAUGUUUAUUACUAUUACAUUAUUUUAUUACUAUUAUUACGAGACAGCAUCAUCCCGAAUAAUAUUCGAACGAAACCGUUAGUUAUUUCAGUUUUUUAAUGAUUAACGUGGUAAGAUAGAGACAAAUAAUAAAAUUAUGAAAAAUCAAUUGUUCUUUUUUUUUUUUAAUCAUGAUUUCGAAGGGAGAAUAGGUGGAGCAAUUUUGUGUUAUGAAAAUUUGAAAUUUUGAAAGAUUUCACGAUUUGGCAUUUACCUUUGCUUCCAGUAUUUCUCCUUUCUGCGGGGUGAAGGCUCCCAUUCUCUCAUUCUUUUUUUACCAUCUUUUAUACGAAUGUACCCGCACAUGCAUUUACACAGAUUUUUCGGCAUUAUUAUAUGUAUAAUAUAUAUUUAAUGAAAAUAGAGGGAUUUUCCCUUUUCAAUCUUUAUACAUUUGCAUUUUUUUCUUUUGAGAAUAAAACAAGAAUGAAGUUAAGGGUUUUUUUAUGAUUUUUUUUUUUUUGGGAGUCUUGGGGUGUACUUAAAUCAUGCCUCUCGAUUUUUCGUCAUCUGCGAACUGUUGAGGUGAAAUGAGAAGGAUUUCAUGACGUGGGGAAUUGAAUUUCGUGGGAGAUGCAGAAUCGAUGGGAUUCAAUUAUCAAUAUCUUGGGAUUGAGUGACGCGAUUUAGAUAAGUCUUUUCCUUAUUUUCAAAGUGUGGAAUGGUAUCUUGAAAAUGAGAAGAGAGACGGUGAAUUUCACACGGUUGAUAUUGAGAUAUUGGAUGUUGAAUAUCCAUUUAGUUUUGGCACAUAUUUAAAUCUUGAUGAUUUGUUUGCAAUUUCUUCCUGUCGUGUUAGGGAUGUUAAAUUGGUCUGAUUUUCGCAUUUAUUUCUAUGAAAACGAACAAUAAACAGAAAUUAAUCAACUGAACUGAAAUCAAGGAAGAAACGAAACUAGAAACGAAACCAUGAUUUUUUUACUCACGAUUUUUACAAAUUUAUCGAAGUAGGAAAAAAUAAUGAGUAACUUUGUAUUCAGAGACAUUUGGCAGACUUGAAUUCGUAUAUUUUUGAGUGGAAGCGAUCAUGAAACGGCUUUUGAGAAAUGGAGUGAAGAAGAAUGUGAAUUGUGUAUAUAAGUGAUUCAUUGGUCACUUGGUGAUUAUUCGUGGGGUAACGAGGGAAAAUAAUUCCAUCUGUGAUGUUUUGAGGGAUGAAUUCCACGUGAAACGACAGUAAGUGGCCAUCGAAUAAUUAAAAUAAGAUGAAAAAUCGUAGGUUGUAUUCAUGAAAUGAAUUUUGAUACAUUUUUAUAUAGAAAAUGGUAAUAACAGUUGCAUCUAAAUACAUAAGGAUAUAAUAAACAUGGAAUUUAGAAAAGAUGAGAACUUUAUUUAUUGGGUAUUGAAUAUU